This is a messenger RNA of Danaus chrysippus (African queen), 891 nucleotides long. NCBI's taxonomy places the organism in Eukaryota, Metazoa, Arthropoda, Insecta, Lepidoptera, Nymphalidae. The record is from the annotation of a GenBank genome assembly.
AUGAUCUCGGCGAGUCUCCCCGGCGAGGCGCUGGUCCAGCUGCAGCUCAGCCAGCUGUACCCGCCGCCCAGCAUGACGCCGGAGUUCAUCGCCCCUCCGCCGCGCCCUUACCCGCGGUACCCACCACGCCGGCGGGACCCCAUGCCCGCGCCACCAGCCCCCGGGCCGUUCGCCCCCAGCCCCGCGUCCUACCCCUACCUGCCACACCCUACCCCCUACCCUUACAUCUCGUACGGCGCCAGAACAAGGCCGCCGACCUACCCUCUACGGCCGAGACCCACAUCGGGCUUCGUACCACCAGCGCCGGCACCACAUUUACCACACUCACCGCCAGUAUCCGCACCGGCGCCGCAACCGCUGCCUAGAGAGGAGCCCCCAACCUCACCUGAAAGGGGUGUUCCAACGCCUUACUUCUGUAAAGGAGCGUUGAUACGUUUAGAAGACGGAUCUCUACGGAAGGUGGAGGAGAUGCGUACAGAAGACUUCAUGAUGAGUGCAGAACGUAGUGGAGAACUAACACUCACACAAUGUACAUUACUUCGUUUGGACGAACGCGGGGAUCGCCUCGCGCUAACCCUCUCAUAUGACAGAAAUCGUUCCCAGGUGGAGCUAGAAUCGACGGUAGAACACCCGUUCUUCGUGUACGGUCAAGGCUGGGCCUCUUGUAAACCGGAGCGCACACUGGCGCGGUAUGGCUUGCAGGUUCAUAGAUUGCAAGUUGGCGAUCUGUGUGUGACUCUGGUCGCUCGUAAGCAUACCUCGCCAGCGAUCAGCCACGGUCCAGCGCCGCCUCAAACACACCCUGAGAACCUCAGCGUGAAGGAGGACGCCAGCAAACGACGCUGGUCGGCGUCCGACGUGGACGACGGACCGCCUCUCAAAAAACGCUAG